Molecule: messenger RNA, 3331 nt
Organism: Linepithema humile (Argentine ant)
Lineage: Eukaryota; Metazoa; Arthropoda; Insecta; Hymenoptera; Formicidae
Product: transmembrane inner ear expressed protein
Source: RefSeq, a predicted model, not a curated record
ACCACACCCAGGCUUCUGACACUGCCGUGAAUAUUCGCCUCAGUCGGAGGUAUCCUCUGGAGAGUGAACAUGCGCCGACAAUCGUACCAAUUAAUACACUUCGCGUAGCUAAUUAAUAAUUUAAGUUGCAGGUGACGGACUGCUGAGAUCCUGCUUUUGACAUUCGAAAUUUCCAAUUAAGAAGAAUAUUUAUAUCCAGGAUUAUUUUUUGAUCGCGCGGAACAUUCUUGGUUAAACUCUCCCAGUUUAAAUGUUCGUUUAAGCGCGAUGGAAGAAACGACACUGCCAACGUUCUCAGGUGCUCCGUCCGUCUCCCCGUACACAUCGAGUGAGGUCUCCGCGAGGAUCGAGGACGGCGCGGAGGACGCGGUGCAGCAGUGGCUGGAGAACGAGGCGUUCCCGGGCUUUCGCGUCUGGCAGCUCGCCGGCAUCGUCCUCUCCGUGCUGCUGAGCAUCGUCAUCGGGCUGUGCUGCUGCAUCCGCUUCCGCGUGCCUCGCACGAAGCAGCAGAUCGAGGCGGACUACAUCCGCAAAAAGAUCACCCGCAACUUCCGGAACGAGCUGUCGAAGAUCAGUAAUACAGAGAUGGACGAGAUGGAUCUGCAGAAAGCUCUGGAUAGAAUCCGAAGCGAAUUCGAGGGGGAAGACACGUCCGCGAUAGCAAAGGAAUGCGUGGAAUUGGCACAGCGGAACGCCGCUCGGCAGGGAUUUCGAUCCAGAUUCAACGCCGUGUUCGGCGGCACUCGUGUGCGUUUCGGUCCGCGCGAGCACGCGGAAUUCACAGCCACGAUCUGACGACGAUCGUGAUUCUUCGAGGCUUAAAACGACUCUGCUCUCUUAUAAUUUUAAGAGUAUGAAAAGAAAUACCGAGAAAAAAAUCCUAUAAAUAAAAUAUCUUUUUUUUUUAAUUGUUACAUUUCAACACAAAGAAAAGAUUCAAAGUGAGAAGCUUCGGAAGGAGAAGGUCGGCUUGUGCGGAGAGCAAUAAAUUGCGUCUGACGCUUUCAUUGACUAAAUAUAAUCUUUAUUUCAUAGAUAUAUUUUACACAAAUUCAUAUACUUUAGCAUGCAACAGUGAUCUAUUAGCAACGAAUAGGUAAUGCUCCGAGAAGCACCACGGUGUGUUACAAUGUAUUCUUUUUUUAUUUGCUUUUUUUUUCUCUAUCGUGUCGACAUUGCUAUCGAUUAAAACUUUUAUAUCGAUUAAUCAUUUGUACUCUCUCGUUUAACCGCGCUUGUCUUAUUAUCGCAUACCGAUUGAUCUUAAUCAUCUGUUCAAUAGAACUCGUCGAAUUGUAGAUCUGAUGACGAAUGACGAUACGAAGGCGCGAAAACUGUUGAUAUAAAAAAUAUGCUGGCAAAAAUUAACGGAAAUUUGAUAGAGAAGAUUGCCGUAUUCUGCUAAGCGAAUUAGUUUGUACGUGAGAUAUCAGGUUCAUGCAGCAGAUCUUUCGCGCUCCGCAAAUUUGCACUCAUCAAUGAACGACGAGGAUCGCAAUUAAAAAUAAAAAGUUUGACGAUGAUUUUAUUUCUGAGUAACGCUGCGAUAAAUUUUGCGAUGAAAAGAACAGAAGUAGGAAACGCAACAAAAUAAAAGACAACGAAAGAUAGAUUUAUGAAAAUGAUUUAUUAAAGUCGGAAAACAUACAGAAAACGGAAUUGUUAUACGAUAAAUCGUCCUGCCCAUCAGAAUUUCUGAAUAAAAAAGGAGGAAAAAAAAGAGAAUCAAGAUUGUCGACUGAAUUAAAAAAAUCGCAGCGGAUCGCAUUCGCGCAACAAUCGGAAGUAACUCGAGCGCGAGAACUGGCCAGUUAAAAAGUUUCCCUCUCAAACGAGCGAAACAAGUACGUGUGCGCGACUCAUCAUCUCGUCUCAUGUUUCAUAAGCGCUACUGACUAAGAGAACAAAGUAGGAACAAAAUAAAAAACAUACAUGUCGUUCCGAUGCUCGUCGGCGUUGACUCUUAUUAAAUCGUUUUCUUAUUUCACGAUGUAUGUCUGCGAUGCAUGCAGCGUUUAAACAACGCCGCAUUGCCGAUUAACAAUACUUCUUUCUCCUUUUCAAUCACGUUCCAAGAAAAAGAUGAUUCUCAUCUCCUCGCGUGACGUCGAUGAUAGAAUUUAACAAAAUAGACGAUACGAUCUCUGAAUUCGAUUCAAAGAUUAAUUCGAAGAUUAAUCUACAAGUUGUCGAAGCCCUCUUUUUCUCCCCGCUAUGCGAAAUCUCCAUCCGUGUAAAAAUACAUUUCAAGAAUUAAAACAAUGAUUACGCCUCCGCUAAAGAUAAAUCCAAUUCAUCGUGAUAUUGCGUCUGAUUCGCUUAAAUCUUAAUUUUGAAUUCUUACAUUCUAGAAUCUUCGAAUGCGCGACCUGCAUUUUGCAUUCCGCGGAAAUAGCUUGGAUCCUUACGCUCUAUGACGUUAAAAUGUGUUUUUUUUUGUUUUUUUUGUUUUUUUUGUUUUUUUUUUCUCUUAAAACUUUAAGAUCUCUGAAUCCUUACGUUCUAAGAUCUUUAGCGUACUUAGAAUCUACGGUCUUUGGAUCGUUAAGUUAGAUUCUAGGAACUGUGGAUCCUUAGGUUCUACGGUCUUUAGAGAUUUUUUGGAUUAUAGAAUUUCUCAGCGUCACUUAGACAUUCUAGAAUCUUGGAAUAUUUUUGUAAUUUCGUCGAAAAAAUGAAGGAAGAAGUAUAAAAACGAAAAGCGCGACAGCCUAAAAACGCGAAAUAAAACCUCGACAGCGAACGCAUCGUUCGCCUAGUAUUUUUCGCAGAAAAACUACGAAAGUUAAAUUCGUAGUUACGAAUUUCACUUUCAUAGUUGAAAACUACGAAAAUUAAAUCCGACGUUCUCCCCGAGCGGAUUAUUGAAAAGAAUACGCGCGGCGGGAUAUAAGCGCGUACACGGGAGAAACUCCGAUCGACUAGAGGAUCCAACGACGUGCACGGGAACACAUCCUAAACAUAUACAGUAAACAGGUCGCUUCUUUCGCGAGAUGAAAGAACUAGAGAAUUGCUGUUAUAAAAUUUACUCUUUGUAGAAAGUCAGUUGGGAUUCCGAGUGGGUCUUGGGAUGCGUAGGAGUCGUCCUAAAAAUCACCAGACCCCGAAAAUCGCGUAACUGAACUUCCUGAAACUACGUAAGAGAAUCGCGACUAUCUUAAAAGCCGCUUGGAAAGUUACAUUUAACGCGAGUGUCAAUGCGAGAAUGGAUUUACGAGAUUUACGAGAUGCUUACGGGAUUCCUCUAAUUGACGAAACCUGAUCGGAAAUGACAGAUAGAAAGGGAGGGAGGGAGAGAGAGAGAGAGAGAGAGAGAGAGAGAUAUACAAGC